Molecule: messenger RNA, 681 nt
Organism: Drosophila santomea
Lineage: Eukaryota; Metazoa; Arthropoda; Insecta; Diptera; Drosophilidae
Gene: Cpr65Eb
Product: pupal cuticle protein Edg-78E
Exons: 3
Coding region: 151-681 (176 amino acids)
Cellular component (GO): chitin-based extracellular matrix
Molecular function (GO): structural constituent of chitin-based larval cuticle
Source: RefSeq, a predicted model, not a curated record
UCCAAAUAACAGAGAGCAACUGAUCAAUUCGGAUUUUCUGGGGUAUAAAAGCGCCGGGUCGAGGUUACUGAGCCAUCAAACACAGUUUAGCUCUUAGGGUCAAACCAGCAAAUAAACCAUAAACCAAAUCUCAACCUAAGCCAGGCGAAAAUGUCGAAGAUCAACGUCGUUGUAUUUGUGGCCAUGUCCGUGCUCCUGCUCGCAGUCCAGGCUCGUCCCUCCGAUUCCCCGGAUGCCCAUGCCGAGAUCCGGAGCUUUGUCAACGAGCUGAAGCAGGGGGAUGGCAGCUACAACUACCAGUUCGAGACGUCCAACGGCAUUGCCCAGCAGGAGCAGGGAGUGGGUGGCUACUAUGCCAGCGGCUCAUCGCAGUACUACACACCCGAGGGCCAGCUCAUCCAGUUGACCUACACGGCCGAUGAGAACGGAUUCCAGCCGCAGGGCGAACACCUGCCCACACCGCAUCCCAUUCCCGAGGCCAUCCUCAAGUCGCUGGAGUACAAUCGCAACCACCCGGAGGAGGAUGGCGAGUAUGAGCACCAUCAUGACCACCAUCAUGACCACCAUCAUGGUCAGGAGCAGGGUGCGCAGUAUCUGCAGCCAGCCGGAGCACUGCUCGCACCUGCCUCGUCGCCAGUGGUGUCCGUGGGUCAGGUCCUGCCCUACGACAGGAAGGUAUAA